Messenger RNA from Sporisorium graminicola, 1332 nucleotides. RefSeq lists its product as uncharacterized. The record is from RefSeq and is a predicted model, not a curated record. Lineage: Eukaryota; Fungi; Basidiomycota; Ustilaginomycetes; Ustilaginales; Ustilaginaceae. The transcript has a single exon. Bases 1 to 1332 code for a protein of 443 amino acids.
AUGUUGCUCCAACCGACCUCAAGUCGCCACUUUGAAGACUUUCGACAUGUCGAACCCAAGAUCCUGACCACAACUUCGUCGUCCUCGCGGGCCACCAACGCCCCUUACUUCGAGCGCCGCUCACUGCCCCUCACAAUCAUGAGGGCCGGCACUUCGAAAGGCCUCUUUAUCAAAUCCACCUCACUCCCGGCCUCGCGCGCCUGCUGGCAGCACAUUCUGCCUUCGAUCAUGGGCAGCCCGGAUCCGUUCUCGCGACAACUCGACGGUCUGGGUGGCGGAACAUCCACCACGUCGAAAAUCGCAGUGGUCUCGGUCAGCAGCGCACCUGAGCUCGCUGAUGUCGACUACCUUUUCAUCCAGUGUCCCAUCGAAGGCGAGGUGCUGGACUUUACGGGUAAUUGCGGCAACAUUCUCAGCGGUGUGGGACCCUUUGCGCUCGAAGAGGGGCUGGUGCCCAAGAGCGUUCUUGCCCCGCUCAAGGCGUUUGCAUCUAGCAACUCUGGCCGCGAAGAAAAAGUGGCGCUGACACUGCGGUGCCUGAACAACAACCAGCUGAUCCGAUCGACGUUUUCCGUGCAGAACGGCAAGCCGGUCGAGUUUGGCGAUAUGAAGAUCGACGGUGUCUCGGGCACGGGCAGUCCGAUCCAGCUCGACUUUCUCGAGCCAGCGGGGAGCAUGUGUACGUCGCUGUGCCCGACGGGGAACCCUGUCGAUCUGCUGCACGUUGAGGGAGAGGACCUGCCCAUCGAGGUCUCGUGCGUCGACGCGGCCAACCCGUUCGUUUUUGUCAGACUGUCCGACAUUGACGAGUCGCUCUCGGGUAGUGAACCGGCGUCGACGCUGGUGCGCCAUGCGGAGCGGGUGGAGCGCAUCCGCCAGGCUGCUGCUGUGCUGAUGAAGCUCGCGCCGGACACUGCCGCUGCGGCGCUGACGCGUGGGACGCCCAAGAUCUGCCUCCUCGCCCCCGCCCCCGCCCCCGCCCCCGCAUCUGCAAUCGCGAGCGGGAGUGUGAGCGGGGCACACAUCACCGCGCGCUCGUUCAGCAUGGGCAAUCCACACCCGGCCCUGCAGCUCUCCGGUGCCGUGUGCCUGGCCGCGGCGUGCUACAUCCCCAACAGCAUCGCGAAUGCAAUUCUGCUCCAGGGAGGCGCGAGGAAGAUCAUGCCCGAAAAGCUGAGGAUUGCACAUGCAUGUGGCGUCAUCGAGGCAACCGCGGAUGUCGAGAUGGAUCCCAAGACGGAGGUGGGCGUGCAUGUGAGGAGCACCAGUUUGUUUAGGACCGCCAGGCGGUUGGCGAGUGCCGAGGCGUAUUACCUUUCGCCGACGCAGUAG